AUGAUGUCCUCGAGUAAAGCUAGUAAAAAAUUCGAACUUGGAACUGCUCGUAUCCUCAACACCGAGGACCUCGAAACUUCUCAAUCGAAAUGGUUAGGUUUGAAGACCAUCAAUUGGGUCGAUGAGGAGGGCAAAGAGAGAAAGUGGGAAUGUACCGAGCGCAAGAAAUCUCACUCGUCGCCUGAUCAGAUCGACGCUGUUGCGGUUUUCACUCUCGUCUCCCGCCCCAAUCGGCCUUUGCAAGUCAUCCUGGUUUUGCAAUACCGUCCUCCUUUGGGUAAAGUGGUGGUUGAGUUACCGGCUGGAUUGGUCGAUGGAAAAGAAGCUGUAGAAGCAACUGCUUUACGAGAGUUAUAUGAGGAAACGGGUUAUGGAAAAGGGAAAGACGGCGGGAUGGCCACCGUAGAGGAUGUUAACACUUUGAUGGCCUGUAAUCCAGGAAUGACAAACGAGACGAUGGCUCUUGUGACAGUAAGAGUGAAGCUGGAAUCCGACAACAUCCCCGAACCGCAACCUGAUGAAGGAUAUGCUGUGGAUGCUCGACUCAUGCAUCUUGCUUGUGGUCUAUCUCUCAAUGUUGAUGAAUAG
Messenger RNA from Melampsora larici-populina 98AG31, 588 nucleotides. RefSeq lists its product as uncharacterized. Gene Ontology annotation, biological process: nucleoside phosphate metabolic process; ribose phosphate metabolic process. Lineage: Eukaryota; Fungi; Basidiomycota; Pucciniomycetes; Pucciniales; Melampsoraceae. The transcript is spliced from 7 exons. Bases 1 to 588 code for a protein of 195 amino acids. Gene Ontology annotation, cellular component: nucleus. Gene Ontology annotation, molecular function: ADP-ribose diphosphatase activity. The record is from RefSeq and is a predicted model, not a curated record.